UGUGUUAUUUUGUUUACAACUUUGCUAGAUAGCACACAGUUCGGGAUUUUUCACUCGGUGGCCGAGGUGGACAUCAUUACUAAUUUUCACUGAUGAAGAUGGACACAGCCGAGGAACCCCAGGGAAGCACGUGCAGGAUGAACGGCGACGGCGCGGCCUUGCAGCGGGCGGGGCCGCGGCUGAACGGAGACGGUCCGGUGGUUCGAGUGGGCGGCGACGCCGAGCCGCUGGCGGCGCCCGCCGCCGCGCCGCAGCCCGUGCUCGACGUGGAGAUCGUGCUAAAGCCCAGCUGCGUGACAGAACGGCAGCGCGUGUGCCGGCACGCGCGCGACUUUUUGACGUCGCUGCGCACCGUGACCACGUGCACGACCUACCUGACCCUGGGCGAGAAGCUGGGCGCCAGCGCCGUGGAGCUGAGCGUGUCGGAUCGCGUCGGCUCGCAGGAGCACCGCUGCUACACCGUGGCCGAGUGCCAGCUGCACUUUCACCCGCACCGGCUGGAGGAGUCGGGACCCGAGGUGGAGGAGGUGGAUGACGAGGGCGGCGACAUGCCAGCCGCCACGCAGUGGAUCCUGCCCAGCCGCGACUUCCACGGUUUGUGGGAGUCGCUCAUCUACGAGACAAACAUCAAGCAGCAGCUGCUCAACUUCGUCUCGACCACGCUGCUCUUCUCCGACAAGGGCGUCAACGGCAACAUCAUCUCUUGGAACCGCGUCGUGCUGCUGCACGGUCCGCCCGGCACCGGCAAGACCUCGCUCUGCAAGGCGCUCGCGCAGAAGCUGGCCGUUCGCAUGUCGGACCGCUACGCCUACGGCCAGCUGAUCGAGAUCAACAGUCACAGCCUCUUCUCCAAGUGGUUCUCGGAGAGCGGCAAGCUGGUGCAGAAGAUGUUCACCAAGAUCCAGGAGCUGAUCGACGACCCGAAGGCGCUCGUGUGCGUGCUCAUCGACGAGGUGGAGUCGCUGACGGCGGCACGGCGCGCCUCGUCCUCCAGUGCCGAGCCGAGCGACGCCAUCCGCGUGGUCAACGCGCUCCUCACGCAGAUCGACCAGAUCAAGCGCUUCCCGAACGUGCUGAUCCUGACCACGUCCAACAUCACCGGCGCUAUCGACCUGGCGUUCGUCGACCGCGCGGACAUCAAGCAAUUCAUCGACCUGCCGUCGCCGGCCGCCAUCUACAAGAUCUACCGCUCGUGCGUGGAGGAGCUGGUACGGACGCGCAUCAUCUCCAGCGCCGAGAAGCUGUUCAGCCUGCACAACCUCGAGCUAACGCAGUACGUGGGCAACGCGGCCACGCACAGCAGCCUGCGCCUGUGGCAGAUUGCGCAGGCGAGCCGCGGCCUUAGCGGCCGCACGCUGCGCAAGCUACCCUUCCUGGCGCACGCGCUCUUCGUCUCGACGCCGUCCGCUACCAUGGCCGAGUACCUGGCGGCGCUGGAGGCGGCCGUGGCCAAGCAGUUCCAGGACAGGACCGAGCUGGGCGACAGCUGAGGCCGGCCGCGCCGGGGCGGGCACGGGUGUGAGGGGAGGCGGCGUGGUGAGAUGGAAAGCGUGCGCGGCGCCGGUGUCAGCGUCAGCUGCAGGUUGUGGUCGGUGCGCUGGAGUGACGCCCGGGCCUGAGGGCUGCUCCCGCGGCGGGGCUGGAAUGCGGUUGUGACGGAUAAUCGAGGACGUUUUAAUUGCGAUAGCUUGGGUUGGGCGGCGGCGGUAGCGACGAAGCGCUAUCCGGUAUUCGGAUACAUAAAUUACAGUGCCUUCCAUAGUAUCUAACCUAGCUCAUCGAGGCACCUCGUAUGCUUGGUGCGUGCGCACCAAAGACUGCUUGAGUUCAAAUUGUUGAUCUCUCGGGGAUGUUUAGAUCGGGAAGUCAUUCCAUUUAAAUGAUAUAUCGGACAUGGACUGCACGCCAUGUACCCAACGUGCCUCAUCAUGAUGCUU
This is a messenger RNA of Pollicipes pollicipes, 1937 nucleotides long. It is a transcript of the gene pch2, whose product is annotated as pachytene checkpoint 2 protein. Bases 93 to 1490 code for a protein of 465 amino acids. NCBI's taxonomy places the organism in Eukaryota, Metazoa, Arthropoda, Thecostraca, Pollicipedomorpha, Pollicipedidae. The transcript is spliced from 2 exons. Gene Ontology annotation, cellular component: nucleus; chromosome. Gene Ontology annotation, biological process: meiotic recombination checkpoint signaling; reciprocal meiotic recombination. Gene Ontology annotation, molecular function: ATP hydrolysis activity; ATP binding. The record is from RefSeq and is a predicted model, not a curated record.